GAGUUCCCGGACAGCCCUUUGGAAUAGAAAGAAAGUGGGGCUGGCCGCAGAGAGGUGCCUCGCCCCGGGCAGCUCUGCGGGCCUCCAGCGACGCUGGCCACCUGCUUCUCAGAGCACUGCUAGACGGCCACCUGUGAAACCUGGUGGCCCCACACGGGACCGUGCCUGCCUUUCUCCACAGACCGACUUCUGCUGGGACUAGAAACUGACCUGCCAGCAGGUCCAGGCAAAGCGGCGGGAGCAGAUGGCCCACGCGGGAGACGGCAAGCGGAUGCCCUGGCUCCCCGUGCUGGUGGUGUCGCUGCUGUGCUCGGCCAGAGCAGAGUACUCCAACUGCGGUGAGAAUGAGUACUACAACCAGACCACGGGGCUGUGCCACGAGUGUCCGCAGUGUGGCCCGGGGGAGGAGCCCUACCUGUCCUGUGGCUACGGCACCAAAGAUGAGGACUAUGGCUGUGUCCCCUGCCCGGCGGAGAAGUUUUCCAAAGGAGGCUACCAGAUAUGCAGGCGCCACAAAGACUGCGAGGGUUUCUUCCGGGCCACCGUGCUGACGCCGGGGGACAUGGAGAAUGAUGCUGAGUGUGGGCCGUGUCUCCCUGGCUACUACAUGUUGGAAAACAGACCCAGGAACAUCUACGGCAUGGUCUGCUACUCCUGCCUCCUGGCACCCCCCAACACCAAGGAAUGUACAGGAGCCAGCUCUGGAGUCUCUGCCAACUUCCCCAGCACCUCUGGCAGCAGCACCCUCUCUCCCUUCCAGCACGCCCACAAAGCAGAGCUCUCAGGCCAAGGGCACCUGGCCACAGCCCUGAUCAUUGCCAUGUCCACCAUCUUCAUCAUGGCCAUAGCCAUUGUCCUCAUCAUCAUGUUCUACAUCAUGAAGACAAAGCCUUCUGCUCCAGGUGACUGCUCCCCAGUGCCCCCACUCCCUCCCACAAACGCUUGCUCGCUGACGGUUCCGUUCUGUCAGCUUACCCAGUGCAUGAGUCAGGCUCCUCACACCCUUGCGUUUCUCCAACCAGCCUGCUGUACCAGCCACCCAGUGAAGAGCGUGGAAGCCCAAGUGAGCAAGGAAGAGGAGAAGAAAGAGGCCCAAGACAGUGUGGUGAUUUUCUCUGAGAAGGACGAAUUCGAGAAGCUGACCACAGCUCCAGCCAAGACUGUCAAAAGUGAGAAUGACGCAUCAUCGGAGAACGAGCAGCUGCUGAGCCGGAGCAUGGACAGUGACGAGGAGCCUGCCACUGACAAGCAGGGCUCCCCAGAGCUGUGCCUCUUGUCCCUGGUUCACCUGGCCCGGGAGAAGUCGGCAGCCACCAAGUCAGCCGGGAUUCAAAGCCGAAGGAAAAAGAUAUUGGAUGUCUAUGCCAAUGUGUGUGGAGUUGUUGAAGGUCUCAGCCCCACAGAGCUGCCAUUUGACUGUCUCGAGAAGACGAGCCGAAUGCUCAGCUCCACGUACAACUCUGAGAAGGCCGUUGUGAAAACAUGGCGCCACCUCGCCGAGAGCUUUGGACUGAAGAGGGAUGAGAUUGGGGGCAUGACAGAUGGCAUGCAGCUCUUUGACCGCAUCAGCACGGCAGGCUAUAGCAUCCCAGAGCUGCUCACAAAACUGGUGCAGAUCGAGCGGCUAGAUGCCGUGGAGUCCUUGUGUGCGGACAUACUGGAGUGGGCCGGGCUUGUGCCCCCUGCCUCCCAGCCACCCACGACAGCCUGAGGAGCCUGCCUGUGGGCUGUCCUCCCUGGGAGGCACCAACGAUCUAACAAGGGCUCUGGAGCUGUGAGUGCUGCCAACAGACUGCCAAGAAUCGAGGCUUUUUCUCCUGUCACCAGGCUUUGCCUUAGGUUGUUCCUAGGAACAAGAGGAAAUGAGGCCCGUCUUCCAAUCUAAUCAAAGAUAAAAGAUUAAAGCUGGGAGUAUCCCAGCUCCCCACCUGUACCUCAUCAGGCAGGAUGAAUAUUUAUUCAUGAACUCAUUCAAGGGAUGUUGUUGGGUGCUCAGAUGAACCAAACAAUGUGAGGAUGACAGGGGUGAAGAAUCUGGUCCCUGUCUUUAAGGAGUUUACAACCUAGGGAGAGAGAGAAGACGUGUUUACAAACUACCUUGCUAGAGGACAUCAAAGAGUCUGGGUGAGGGGAUGGUAAGACAACGUAAUAGAAGUUCUGAGGGAGGAGAUGGCUCCCCAUGGGUGAUGAAGGAGGGCAGCCCCAUGAAGAAAGCAACUUGAAAGCCUGGUGACAUGGCUACAAAAGGCAGAUGUCCCGCUCCAUGUAGAGUGUCAGGGCCGGUACUUGUCUAUGGAUAUCCUGAGUGGCUUCAUUGGGAUACCUUUGCCUGUUCUUGAAGCCAUCCGUAUUCCUACAGCCCUUCCAGUCACUAAUGGAAGAGUUCACUCUGUGGCCUGCCUUCUGUCCUGACAUAGAAGGUGUGUGUUUGUCCGGUUAAAUAGACCUGUGUCUAGUCAGUGGCCGGUUUCACCUACUGCAUGAAUCCCAGGCCUGCCACCUGGUGGUUUUGUAUUACACAUGAAUUGCUUUCCACUCUCAUCCUUAGUCAGGUUUGACCCUUUUGUGGGCAGCAAUGCUCAAGAACACAAUCUAUUUAAAUGAUGGGUCAGCCUGUUUUUGCUUCAAACAGAAAUGAGUGGUCCGCUCUAUGUAUAAAGAGAAAUGGUGACUUCCUAAGAGUUCAGCCAUGCAUAAUUGUAGAUUUUGAGCAUCUGAGACUUGUCGAUGAGCCUUGUGGCAUGAGAGCUUCUGAACCAGUUAAGGAACGUGGGGCCCCACAGCACAGGAAGGGCCUGGGCUUAGAAUCCAGGGACCUGGUUCUAGUUGUGCCAACGUGGGCCAUUUUCUUCUCUGCAAAGAAGUUAGCCUGUGGCUCUGUAAUCAGGGUAAGUACAGUUCAGGUGGGAAAUAGGAAAGUAGGGCUGCAGGAAAUGCCAGGCCUUUGAGGUACACAUCCAGGUGAACACUGUGAGUCAUCAAGUUAAAUGAGACAUGCUUCUAAGCAGAAAAACUCAGAGUAACUAGUUGUUUGAUACACGUUUAGAGAUAAAGUAAUAAACUGGCAUUGUUCUUGGCAAAUUCUCUUACUACACCUGCAGUUGCCAAGAGUAUGGGAGCCAGGGUAGUGAUCAUACCAGGGGGUUAAUUUAGAGUUCACUGCUGAGCUUCCUAAUGACAGAUCUGACUAUGGGUUAUUACUAAAUUAAAACCAGUCUCUGACUUCCAAAGCUAUGUUUUUAAAAUUACAAGUCACAUGACUAAACAAAUGCUUUGGGGGGAGGAAAUCAGUCAUAUGUUUAGAGCCAACAAGCCAACAAACAAUUUCCCACCAAUGAAUGUAGAACAUACUGUGAUAGGAUCAUAAUUAGGUCCUGAAUAUUUAAUAUCAUCAUUUGCUGUGUCUGUUUGCUGCUGUUUUUUAGAACCUAUUUGGUAUAUCCUCCAUGGCAAAAUUUAAUUCUCCUUUUAAUUCCUCUUUGAAAUCCUACGGCACCCCUUUCUCCUGCUUUGUGAUAAUGAUAAUGAGAGUCUCCCCCUGAAUUAGGAUGCAAAUGUCACAUGUGAUGAGCAUGCCAUUCCAGGGAGACAGCCUGCAGUUUCUCAAGAACAACAUUUUCAGUGAAGGAGCAGGGGUGGCUGUUCCCAGGCCCAGAGCUUUGCCUCACUUCCUGGGGCCGGAGGUCCAGCCAGCAUCACACCAUGUUUCAGUGACCCUCAACUCGCAACUUUUAGGGAGCUAGUCCUUAUGGAGCUAAACAUUCUUUUGCCAUUUACUUAUUUGGAAACAAAUCCAAGAACAGUUUAUUUUGAUGGACUUUAGCCUACAUUAUGGAAUUCAAAUCGAUGAGACCAUAACGAUUAUCACUGACCCUCUGGGAUUUCUACCCUGCCAUUUUGUACGGAGACAGUCAUUAUUUUGCUAUACUUAAAAACAUUUAGGGAGCAUCCGAAGCUAAGAGCUAUGGGCCCUAGCCAGUGAAGUCUUAAUUGUCAAUAGUUUUGUCUAAUUUUGUAUAUAUAACUUAUUAUAUUUUACAAUUUCA
This is a messenger RNA of Zalophus californianus (California sea lion), 4046 nucleotides long. RefSeq names its product ectodysplasin A receptor (gene EDAR). Lineage: Eukaryota; Metazoa; Chordata; Mammalia; Carnivora; Otariidae. Gene Ontology annotation, biological process: positive regulation of canonical NF-kappaB signal transduction; positive regulation of JNK cascade. The transcript has 11 exons. Gene Ontology annotation, molecular function: signaling receptor activity. The record is from RefSeq and is a predicted model, not a curated record. The coding region runs from base 245 to 1711 and encodes 488 amino acids. Gene Ontology annotation, cellular component: plasma membrane.